Molecule: messenger RNA, 1691 nt
Organism: Talpa occidentalis (Iberian mole)
Lineage: Eukaryota; Metazoa; Chordata; Mammalia; Eulipotyphla; Talpidae
Gene: TARBP2
Product: TARBP2 subunit of RISC loading complex
Exons: 9
Coding region: 332-1432 (366 amino acids)
Biological process (GO): regulation of miRNA processing; regulation of siRNA processing; regulation of viral transcription
Cellular component (GO): RISC-loading complex
Molecular function (GO): siRNA binding; double-stranded RNA binding; pre-miRNA binding
Source: RefSeq, a predicted model, not a curated record
ACGGAAGGAAGGGGCGGGGCGCCAUCUACGGAGAAAAAACAACCCAAAACAAAAACCGCCCAUCUGCCCGCGAAGAGACGGCGGAGGGGCCCGCUCCGCCCUGAAGGCGGUGCUGUGUGCCGGGGGCCCCUCGCGGAGGGUUGUGGGGCGGAGAGCUCCCCCCUGAUGGAGACGCAUGGAGCCGGGAGGGCGGGGGACUCCAUCUCCCAGCAUGCCCCGCGGGGCCCGGCCGGCCGCGACUCCGGGCUCGCCCCGGCCCUAGCGCGUCGGCGGGGUUUCGGGGCGCGCGGAGGCUGCAGUCACGGUGGCGCCCGCGGGGACGGAGGAGGGAAUGAGUGAAGAGGAGCAGGGCUCCGGCACUACCACGGGCUGCGGGCUGCCCAGUAUAGAGCAAAUGCUGGCAGCCAACCCGGGCAAGACCCCGAUCAGCCUUCUGCAGGAGUAUGGGACCAGAAUAGGGAAGACGCCCGUGUACGACCUUCUCAAAGCCGAGGGCCAAGCCCACCAGCCUAAUUUCACCUUCCGGGUCACCGUUGGCGACACCAGCUGCACUGGUCAGGGGCCCAGCAAGAAGGCAGCCAAGCACAAGGCAGCUGAGGUGGCCCUCAAACACCUCAAAGGGGGGAGCAUGCUGGAGCCAGCCCUGGAGGACAGCAGUUUUUUUUCUCCCCUAGACUCUUCACUGCCUGAGGACGUUCCAGUAUUUACCGCUGCAGCGGCUGCUCCUCCUGUUGCAUCUGCUGUCCCAACCAGGAGUCCCCCCAUGGAGGUGCAGCCCCCUGUCUCCCCUCAGCAGUCUGAAUGCAACCCUGUCGGUGCUCUGCAGGAGCUGGUGGUGCAGAAAGGCUGGCGGCUGCCUGAGUACACCGUGACCCAGGAGUCGGGGCCAGCGCACCGCAAGGAGUUCACCAUGACCUGCCGAGUGGAGCGCUUCGUGGAGAUUGGCAGUGGCACUUCCAAAAAGCUGGCAAAGCGUAAUGCGGCGGCCAAAAUGCUGCUUCGAGUGCACACGGUGCCCCUGGAUGCCCGGGACGGGACGGAGGCAGAGCCUGACGACGACCACUUCUCCAUUGGCGUGGGCUCCCGCCUGGAUGGCUUUCGGAACCGGGGCCCGGGCUGCACCUGGGAUUCUCUGCGGAAUUCAGUGGGGGAGAAGAUCCUGUCCCUCCGCAGCUGCUCCCUAGACUCCUUGGGUGCUCUGGGCUCUGCCUGCUGCAGUGUCCUCAGUGAGCUCUCUGAGGAGCAGGCCUUCCACGUCAGCUACCUGGAUAUUGAGGAGUUGAGCCUGAGCGGCCUCUGCCAGUGCCUGGUAGAGCUGUCCACACAGCCCGCCACCGUGUGCCACGGCUCUGCAGCCACCAGGGAGGCGGCCCGUGGGGAGGCUGCCCGCCGGGCCCUGCAGUACCUCAAGAUCAUGGCAGGCAGCAAGUGAUGGACUCACAGACGGGCACCCUCGCUUCCUGCUCUUCCAGCGUCCGGCCCACGCACCUGCCCAGCUGUGGUACCGAGGAGGUGCCAUCUCUACCUCUGAUGCGGACUGCCUGCCUGCAGGCUGAGGGGGGCUCCGGGCCAGGAGCCAGGGACCACAGGGCCUCCGCUGGCCCAGGAUCCUUUUACUGGUGGUGACGAGUGGGAAUGAAAUUGGCAGGCUCUGCCUGAGAGCCCAGAAUAAAUACGCUGCUCCUUGGAUU